AUGGCGUCUCGGAUUGCGCGAGCAGCUGAUAGGUUUAUCGUACCCGGAUUGAAGUCCCGAUGUGAAGCGUUUCUCAUCAACGACCUCGCUGCUGACAAGGUUUCCGAACGCCUGAAGACCGCCUAUGAGCUUCAAAUGAAUGUAAGAAUGAAAAAAUCUUCGGCGCAUGGAACCCAAGAUGUUAGGACAAAUUGUGGAGGAUGCCUGGAAGCUGGCCGAAAACCACAGGUGAGCACUGGAACUACUAUU
Mesorhabditis belari is the source of this 249-nucleotide messenger RNA. NCBI's taxonomy places the organism in Eukaryota, Metazoa, Nematoda, Chromadorea, Rhabditida, Rhabditidae. The record is from the annotation of a GenBank genome assembly.